Messenger RNA from Rangifer tarandus platyrhynchus (Svalbard reindeer), 1599 nucleotides. The record is from the annotation of a GenBank genome assembly. NCBI's taxonomy places the organism in Eukaryota, Metazoa, Chordata, Mammalia, Artiodactyla, Cervidae.
AUGUAUCAUGGGCAAAUAGCUAGUAAAAGGCCCUCUAAUCCCACACAGAUGUACCAGCAACCUCCAAGGCUUCUCAUUGUGCAUAUUGCUCUACCAUCCUGGGCUGACAUCUGCUCCAACCUCUGUGAGGCUCUGCAGAACUUUUUCUCUCUAGCCUGCAGCUUGAUGGGCCCCAGCCGCAUCCCUCUCUUCAGCUUAUACAUUGUACAAAAUCAGCACGAGUGCAUCCUCCCUUUUGUGCAAGUGAAAGGGAACUUUGCUAGGCUGAAGGCCUGCAUCUCAGAACUCCGCAUACUGCAAAGAGAAGGUUGUUUCAGACCACAAGGCAUUUCUCUGCAGCUGGCAAUACAGGAUGGGCUCCAGCAGUUCAAACAGUACAGCAGACACGCAAGCACAGGUGCAGCUCUGACCUACAGUUCCCUGGAGAUUACCAUUCUGACUUCACAGCCUGGAAAAGAGGUGGUCAAACAGUUGGAGGAAGGAUUGAAAGAUACAGACCUAGUCAGGAUCAGGAAGCUUCAGGUGGUUGAGAUCACAAAGGGAGCCCUAGAAUGUAUGAACUCAGCAUCCCCUGUUGAAGAGCCCAGCAAUGAGGAGAGUCCUAUCCUGGCAACUGACAUUGACCUUCAGACUAUAGACAGUGAUAUUGUCAGCAUGGAGAUUUUCUUCAAAGCCUGGCUGCAUAACAGCGGAACAGAUCAAGAACAUGUUCACCUUCUUCUUCCUUCACGGAGUAUCAGCAACAUUUCCAGAACCAGAGAUGAUUCAAUGUGCCUGAAAUGUGAUCUUCAAGAGCGACUUCUCAGCCCAUCCCUACUCCCUGGAACAGCUGAUGGCUCUUUGAGGAUGGAUGACCCCAAAGGAGACUUCAGCACCCUCUACCAGAUGGUUUCCCAUUCAUCAGCCUCUUGUUACAAGCUCCGGGUGAUCAAGGCUGUAAAAUCCAGUGGGGUCUGCGAAUCACUGACCUAUGGGCUCCCCUUCAUCCUCAGACCCACAAGCUGUUGGCAGCUGGAAUGGGAUGAGCUGGAAACAAAUCAGCAGCAUUUCCAUGCUUUGUGUCACAGCCUGCUGAAAAGAGAAUGGCUGCUAUUGGCCAAAGGGGAGCCCCUGAACCGAGAAGACAAACUGAGAGAGCCCACUAGCACCUUCUACGUGAUCCUGCCGUCUCCCUCUCCCACUCUGCUGGUGAAGGCAGUGGCCACUCGGGAACUGAUGCUACCCAGCCCUUUCCCCCUGCUACCUGAGGACAUGCCUGCUGACAGCCUUAAGACUGUGGAGAGCAUGCUUGAUGACCUGGAACUAGAAUCCACCUACAACCCCUUGCAAGUUUGGAGCCACCUGUACUCACACCUGAGCAGCACCUCUGCCAACCCUCACAGCCGGUUCCACCCAAGCUCCAAGAGCCGAGCUGUGAGAAAGGCUGAGCCUUUGCAAAUAAAUCGAGUGCGAGCCACAGUGGCCCCUCUGCCUAUGACUCCAGCCCCUGGCAGAGCCUCCAAGAUGCCAGCAGCCAGCAAAGCUUCCUCAGAAGUCUUCUUCCAGCCUUCUGUGGAAGAGGAGGAAGAGGCAGAUGAGGAGCAUCCCUCAGGGCCCUAA